Messenger RNA from Schistosoma guineensis, 1338 nucleotides. The record is from the annotation of a GenBank genome assembly. Lineage: Eukaryota; Metazoa; Platyhelminthes; Trematoda; Strigeidida; Schistosomatidae.
AUGGUAAUACAAAUGAUUGAUCAUUUAUUGAUUUUCUCUUUAUUAUUAUGUCCAAUAAUUAUUUGGGCUGAAUUAUCAUCAUCGUCAUCAUCAUCAACAGCAUUAAUGACUACAAUAUCUCCUGUAAAAUUAAUUCAUUCUAAAAUAAUUUAUUCAAUGGAUAUGAAUCCAAUUGGAAUAUGUCAACCACCAUGUUUAAAUAAUGGAAUAUGUCGUCGUGAUCGUCAUCCCCAUAGUAAUAGUAGUAGUAGUAGUAGUAAUAAUGAUAAUUUAAAGGAAAAUGAUUCAAAAUGUAUUUGUACACCAGAUUUCAAAGGGAUUGAUUGUGGUGAAGAGACAGAAACAGAUUUAACAAAUUGUCAAGAAUCAACAUGUAAAUAUGGUGGAACAUGUGUUGGUACAUCAAAAACACCAAAAUGUUUAUGUAAAGAUCAUACACGUGGGAAACGAUGUCAAAGACAUGACCUUAUAUUUGUCGUAGAACUUAAAAUAUACGAUAAUGGCAAAGAAGCUGUCUGGCAAAAAGACUUUGAAGACAAGUCAAGUUAUUUAUCUACCAUUAAAGCAUUAGAUGUUUGUAAACUUCUUAAAUUAAGUAUCAUUCGUGGAUCAAAUAUACAAUUAUCGAAUUCAUUUAUUGAUUGUUAUUUAAUUACUUAUCAUAAAAUAUCAGUCAUAAUUGAAGUUGCAUUAAUAUUAGAUAUAGAAUUAUCAUUAAUUCCAUUGAUAAAUUUAACAUUAAUACAAAAUCAAAUUAUGACUGGAUUAAAAACAAUGGAUCCAAGUUUAAAUGAAUUCAAAACCAUUUCAUUAGAUGAUAUCAUUUCUGGGAAUUCAUCAACGUUUGCAGUUCAUGUUCAUGAUCCUUGUAAAAAUGGUAAUCAUGAUUGUUCAAUAAAUGCUAAAUGUAUUGUACAACCACAAGGUACUUAUUUAUGCGAGUGUAAUCCUUUUACAAUUGAUGCAUCAUUCGAUGCUAAUUAUCCUGGACGACGUUGUAUGUAUGAUGGUUUAAUUAUAUUAGCAUUUGCUAUUAUUGGUGGCUUCAUUUGUACACUUACUGUACUUAUUUGUGGAUGUCGUCGAACAAUAUGGCGAAGAUAUCGUCGUGGACCAGAAUCUAUUGAUUUAAUUAAUAUGCCAAGAAAUUAUGAUAUUUAAAGAAGAAGAAGAAGAAAAAAGCCCAAUUUGUUUUGUCACAUGUUUGUUUAUUUGUAAAAACAAAAACAAACAACACAAACCUGGAUACAUGUUUCCCUUUCAUUAACAAUACAUGUAUAAUGUAAAUGUCUAUUCAGAACUAUUUGUUCAUUAGAAUGAACUUAUUGCCAAGUCUCC